AUGGCGUAUCAGUUCUUCGCAAAAGCGCCUGCCCAGAAACAACGAAAAGCUGCUGCCUCGUCUCCGCCGCUUGCUUCCCUCUCGCUGCCCGCUUCGUUGUCCAAACAACAACCGCCGCUGCACCCACCGCCUCUUGUACUUCCGCAGUCGACUUCGUCUUUCCCAGCGAGUAAACCUCCUUCUAUUGGUGACCCUGCUUUUCAGGCAGUACCGUUCACAGAGCCGAUAACUAGCCAUCAAACGCCGCACCCGCAUAUUACGAUUGAUCAGGUCCGCACCGCUCACAUCCCGUCUCUGAGCCGCAUAACCAGCCUUUUGCUCCCGGUGCGCUACUCGGGCUCGUUCUAUACGGCAUGCAUAACCGAUCCAGUGAUCUCUUCAUUGGCGCGCGUGGCCGUCUAUCAUGAUCACCCUGUCACUGCCGGCCCCGUGGUUGAUCCCACCGCGGCCGGGGGUCUAGGAGGUACGGAUAAAGUCAUUGGAGGUAUCAGAUGCCGAUUAGAAAAGCUUCCUGCAGAAUUCGCCGGACGAAACAAUGCAGAGGACAGACCACCAACAAACCUAUACAUACAAACCCUUCACCUUCUAUCUCCGCACCGCGGUAACGGUGUUGCUGCUGCUUUACUGCACGCUUUGUUGUAUUCCGAUCCUAAAUCUCCAAACUCCAAGUCAACCCACCGUGUCUCUCCGCUUGUGAGACACUAUAAUGUUCGUACUGUGACUGCCCAUGUCCACGAGACUAACGGAGAUGGACUUAACUGGUAUGUCGCUCGUGGGUUUCGCAUCGAAGACGGUGUCAUCAAAGGCUACUACCGACGACUGAAUCCCGGGGGAGCAAAAGUUGUCCGACUGGACCUUAAUUGGGAGGAUCAAGACGAGGGAAAGAGACAUCAAGAAAAAGUGCAACAGCCAGAAACAAAGAGCAGGGAAGUGAACGAGGACGAGGAUGACGAUGAUGACGAUGGCUGGGAAAAGCUUGAAGCAGAAGAUGACGAUGCCGACGACCAUGGCGUCGUCCAUCUCAGUGACAGCCGCAUUCUCGACGGCGGAGAAGAUUCACAAUCGUUGACCGCUAACUCGGUGAAACGAAAACGAGACGACAAGGAAGAAGACGUCGAAUAA
Messenger RNA from Talaromyces rugulosus, 1122 nucleotides. RefSeq lists its product as uncharacterized. The record is from RefSeq and is a predicted model, not a curated record. Bases 1 to 1122 code for a protein of 373 amino acids. NCBI's taxonomy places the organism in Eukaryota, Fungi, Ascomycota, Eurotiomycetes, Eurotiales, Trichocomaceae. Gene Ontology annotation, cellular component: NatA complex. Gene Ontology annotation, biological process: mitotic sister chromatid cohesion. The transcript has a single exon.